Pseudocercospora fijiensis CIRAD86 is the source of this 779-nucleotide messenger RNA. RefSeq lists its product as uncharacterized. The transcript has 2 exons. The record is from RefSeq and is a predicted model, not a curated record. NCBI's taxonomy places the organism in Eukaryota, Fungi, Ascomycota, Dothideomycetes, Mycosphaerellales, Mycosphaerellaceae. Bases 212 to 556 code for a protein of 114 amino acids.
AGCUCUAGAUCGAGGAGCAGGCGGAGAAGUCGAAGACAUACUACGCCUUCCGCGGUUUUGUGUCUCGUUGCAAUUCUCGAAAAGCUGUGAAGUGCUACAGCGGACUGGUGCCACAGUGCCAAUAUUCAGAUCAUCAUCUCGAGCUUCUAUUAUUCCAACUCUUGCUCGCGGAAGACCAGUGCAGUCAAAACUGCGCGAUAGAUAAUCAGAUAUGCCCCACGCAUGGACUCAAUCGAUGGAUCAACGUCUCAUGAUAGCCAUUUUCGAGGCGCAGUCCAAGAGUCCCGCAAUCAUCGUUGGCAAGUGGGUUGAAUUGUUCGGGAGAACGGAAGACACGCCUACCGCGAACGGUGUAAAGUUCCGCAUUCGCCGUAUAAUGGCCAGUCUCCGUGCAUCACACAGACAUGGUCACACUUCGACUGCCGCCGCCAGAGCUGGUGCGAGGGUCUCGAACAAAGCGCCAAAAUCGCAGAUGGCAGAGAUCGUAGCAAAAGAUAUCGAGGAGCUUGACCGUGGUAGUCUUACACCGGAGUCGCUCGGAGGUGUGCUUUCGUAGGGUGUCAUUCAUCCAUAUCGCCGUUCAGGUCAGGCCUGAGCCAUUGUAAUAAGUGUCUUUCACAAGCAGAACAUGUGUGGGAAUGUUCCGUGUCGAUGUCGACGGCACAUGGAAUGAGGAAUCCGGAGGUGGGAGCCUCCUGGAGUCAUACGCUAGCUCAAAUUCAGUAUAGCGUAUUCUCAACCCCCGCAAAGUGAAGGGAGAAUGGAAAGCGCGACCAUGC